GUUAUUAGCCUGAUCAGCUAGUGUAUAUUUUUCAUUUUCAAACCUGUUCAAAAUAAAAAUCAGGUUUAUAAAUAAACAAGCUGAGCUACUUUAAACACAAUGGCUGAAGAGGAGGAUGAGUUUGAGAUGCAGCUAAGACAGGAAGAGUUAGCAAGGCUGGCUAAAGAAGAGGGGGAAGCACUCACAAGGGGGAUAACUUACACAGAUGAUGAUGGCACUGUGAUGGAAUGGGAUCAUGAAAGGAAAGCUUAUUUUCCAAAGAUAGACACGGAUUUCAUAGCAAAAUAUCAGAUAAAUUAUGGAACCAACCUUGGACAACAACAAGAUGAAAGUGCCCAGUACAAUGAAUUCUGGAAGAACUACUACGAUGCCUACACUAAAGAGCAGCCUCCACUCCCCAAACCUGAGGAAGAAGAAGACGAGGAGGGCGGAGAGGGCAAGAAGAAAUCUGAGGAAACCUCCAAGAAACCCUCUGAUGAAAACACUACUGCCACAGCUUAUGAAGGGGACCCAGACCCCACAUCUGAGGAGCACUAUCAGUACAAUCUAUACUACUAUGGGAAGGAGUAUGCAGAUUCCUAUAGAGAAUACUACAAGCUGCACCCUGAUGCUGAAGCCUUGCCUGACUUUAGGGCCAGUGCUGCAGCAGCUGCUGGUACCAAUGAGAAUAACAAGAAGGAUGAAAAGAAAGGGAAGAAGAGGAAAGAAGAAAAGGGAAACAAACCAACAGAACCACCAAGAGAAGAAGGCUGGUUUGAGCCGAGCCCAGAUUCUUCCACCCAGCUGUAUGUCACUGGUCUACCACUGGACAUCACAUAUGGACAUCACAUAGUUGUAUUCAAUUACCUGUAUUUUUUUAUUUCAGGCUGGUUUGAACCCAGUCCAGAUUCUUCCACCCAGCUGUAUGUCACUGGUCUGCCACUGGACAUCACAGAGAUGGAGUUCAAAGAGCUCAUGUCCAAGUGUGGCCUCAUCAUGUUUGACCCUCAGACACAGAAACCCAAAAUCAAACUGUACAAAGACAGCGAGGGGAAUAUGAAAGGAGAUGGGCUAUGCACAUAUAUUAAGCCAGAAUCUGUGACCUUGGCCCUUCAGAUUGUGGAUGGAAUGGACUUGAGGGGGCACACCAUCACUGUAGAGAGAGCCAAGUUUGAACUCAAGGGCCAAUACGACCCCAAGAAGAAGAAAAAGAAGCUCAGUAACAAAGCCAAGCAGAAAUUGAAAGAGAGACAACAAAAACUUUUUGAUUGGCGUCCUGAUCCCCUACCAUUCCAGCGAGGCAAACAUGAAAAAACUGUCAUUCUAAAAAACAUGUUCAACAUUCAAGAAUUUGAAACUAACCCAGCCCUGAUCAAUGAACUUCGUGCAGAUGUCAGAGAAGAGUGUCUCAAAUUUGGUGAUGUCAAGAAAGUCAUCCUCUAUGAUCGCAACCCUGAAGGUGUGAUGUCUGUCACAUUCAAGGAGCCUGAAGAAGCAGACAGCUGUAUAGCUGCCCUCAACGGUCGAUGGUUUGCCAAGAACAGGGUGGUAGCCACAACGUGGGACGGCAAAAGCAAGUACGACAUUGUGGAGACAGAGGAGGAGAGGACCAAGAGGCUUCAGGAGUGGGAGGCCUUUUUGGAAGGGAAGAAACAGAGUGAAAAGGCUCUGGAAGCCUCCGCCAGAGCUGGUGCUGUUCCGUCAGGUAAUCCAGCGAUGGAUGCUGUUCCAACGAUGGAUGCUGACUCACAAAGUGAUGCUGUUCCAACGAUGGAUGCUGACUCACAAAGUGAUGCUGUCCCGCCAACUAAUGCUGUUCCGACAGCUGAUCCAGAAAUUUCUAGCACUGGCUUUGACCUGCAGGACCCAUCUCAGCUGGAAACAGACCCAGAGAGCUCAUCAGAUCUCAACAGUAAAACUCCACCUCAUGUAGAUAGUGGUUCAGUCUCUUUAAGGGAGACAACUGGAUCAGUAGUGCAAGAACCAGAUAGUGAUUCUGCUGUUUAAAAUAGUAAUGAAAUAAAAACAAUUUUAGCUUGUCCAGCAUGAGAAGAUUUUAAUCAAUUCUGCAGAAGGAAUGGUGGAAGAUUGUGUUAAUGUGAACUGAACUGAAGGGAAUUAUAUAGAUUUAUAAUUACAUUUGUAAAGCUUAUAACGCAAAUUUAAUUUAUGUAAGAGAUAUUUAUACAAAUUGAUACUGAUUUUUUUAAUGUGAAAAAAAAAAUAGUUAUGGCUUUAAAAUGUUUUAAAAUAGCUAUACAGUAAACAGAAACUUGAGCGUAUAAGGCUAACAUUAUGUUUGAUGAUUUCAAGCUUUAUUAUAUGAUGCAAGGUAAUAUUUGUAUGAAGGAAGUUAUGGAUUUCACAUUGUUGAGUCAUUGCCCCUUACGCUAAAUUUUCAUUUUGCCAGGAGUUAAGAAAUUUACUAGCGAUCAUUCUAGAGUGGUUUAAACUUAAGAUUUCUAUCCUUAUAAUUAUAAUUGCAAGUUACAAAGGUAAAUAUUCUUUACCUCAACAUUUAGGUAAAAUCUCAAUAUAUUUUAUUAAUUUAUUAAAAAAAAACCCAUUUUAAAUGAAAUAAUCAAGAAUAAAAUUUCCCAGUUUAGUUUUUAGGCUGAAUAACUUAGGGUUAACUAUUUAACUGUAAAUUACAACCACAAACUUUCUUUGCUUCCUGAUAAAUCUACAUGUUAUGAGACAGAGACAGCUGUCAGGAUUGUAUAUCUCUAGGUUCUAAGUAUAGUGUCAAUGAGAAAUUUAUUUUAUCCUGAAUUCUUUUCAUAAAAGAAUAUGAAUGAUUUCUAGUUUGUUGUAAAUAAAUAAUUUUUGU
Molecule: messenger RNA, 2809 nt
Organism: Physella acuta
Lineage: Eukaryota; Metazoa; Mollusca; Gastropoda; Physidae
Product: HIV Tat-specific factor 1 homolog
Biological process (GO): mRNA splicing, via spliceosome
Cellular component (GO): U2-type spliceosomal complex; U2 snRNP
Molecular function (GO): RNA binding
Source: RefSeq, a predicted model, not a curated record